GCAGAAACGUAUAGGUAGCCGGGGAUAGCAUCCUGGCUAAUCCAGUCGGCUUUUCGUUGAGCGCACUGUCAUCGCUGUUAGUCAGUUAGCUAGGUAUGUUGUAUAUUUAACCUCGUUAGCUGUUUAGCUAGUCGGAGUUACCAGAGGCAAGUGCCGUUUAUUGCCACCAAUACAUAGCUAGCCGCUAAGAUUGCUACCUAACUGGGUAGCAAGCUACAGUGAUAUUUGAACUAGUCAGGUACCAAGUGGUGUGAAUAAUUGAUCAACAACGACGAUUUAAUACAUUAUGUUCUUAUUGUCGGUUCCGCUAAGCCUCGUGUGUGAAUUUUUACGUCGUCGGUAGCUCGAUCCCUUGAACGUUAGCUAGCCAGUUUCUGCUCAGAGCACAAGGAGAUCUAAAUGGAAAUUUAAGAAGAGGUCGCGACCUAGUUCAUAGUGACAAUGAGCUGUGGCGGCGUAUUGAUGGAGAAGGUUCAGGACCUCAGCCAAUCAGAGCUGCAGGAUCUGGUGGACAAUGCCGAGAAGGUGGAGUCAAUGGUUUUGGAGUCUGAUGAGAUACAGACCAUGCAGCUGGAGAGGGAGAUGGCCCUGGCCUCCAACCGCAGCCUGGCCGAGCAGAACCUGAGCCUGAAGCCGCGUUUGGAGCGGGAGAGAGACCGGCUGGUGGAGAAGUACUCCGAGCUGGAGGGAGUGAGGGAGAGAUACCGUCAGCUGUGCACCCAGAGAGAUGGCAUCAUGGGACAGGUGACGCCAGAGGGCCUGUUCUCCAGGCUACAGACAGAGGGCGCCAACACAGAGGCCGAAUCUGAGACGCUGGCAGAUCAGUUCCUGGAGGGCUCCCUGUCGCUGGACUCCUUCCUGGAGCGCUUCCUGUCUCUGCGCUGUCUGGCCCACAAGAGGCGAGUGCGGAUAGAGAAGCUGCAGGAGAUCCUGCGUCAGAAGCGGGAGGACGGGGCUCCGCUGGGCGCCGUGACGUCACAGCAAAGCGCCGGCCGGGAGGCGGCGGCGCCGUCGCCAUGGCAACCCCCGCUGCCGCACCAGCAGCAGCAGACAGAGGUGCGGCAGAACAGCGAUGCCGACGCCAAACCCAACCACGUCAGCUUCCCCAACCCACCGCAGCCGGUCACGUCCCCCCCUCUGCCUUACACUCCAUACCCCGUCUCCCCCCCGAACCCGCCCCCCGCAGGGCAGGGUCCAGGCCCCGCCAUCCCCCCCGGGCAGUUCGCACCCUACCCCCGCCAGGCCUUCGCGCCCGCCCCUGCCUUCUCCCCUCACCCCGGCUUCCGGCCUCCCACCUGCCCCUACCCCGGCCAGCCCACUUUCCCCAGUCAACCCGGCUCCCAGUUCCGGCCGUACGGCUCGCCCACCCCUCCCUACCCCUCUCCUUACCCCGGCCCGGGGUAUAACUACCCCUGCGGCCCCUCACUGCCCCCCUCCCAGCCCCCCCCAGGUGGGCCGCUCUACAGACCAGGGUUUGGUGUCCCACAGCCCUAAUCUUAAACCCAUCUCCUUCUCUCACAGUCUUUACCCCAUCUCACACUAUCUCUACCCCAUUCUCCUCUCCUCCACUCUCUCUCUCUGCAUCUCUCUCUCUCUCUCUCUGUCUCUCUC
This is a messenger RNA of Megalops cyprinoides (Indo-Pacific tarpon), 1611 nucleotides long. It is a transcript of the gene vps37c, whose product is annotated as VPS37C subunit of ESCRT-I. NCBI's taxonomy places the organism in Eukaryota, Metazoa, Chordata, Actinopteri, Elopiformes, Megalopidae. Bases 442 to 1494 code for a protein of 350 amino acids. Gene Ontology annotation, biological process: ubiquitin-dependent protein catabolic process via the multivesicular body sorting pathway; protein targeting to membrane; protein targeting to vacuole. The record is from RefSeq and is a predicted model, not a curated record. Gene Ontology annotation, cellular component: ESCRT I complex. The transcript is spliced from 6 exons.